Lontra canadensis (Northern American river otter) is the source of this 1199-nucleotide messenger RNA. RefSeq names its product protein NipSnap homolog 3A-like. Gene Ontology annotation, cellular component: mitochondrion. The record is from RefSeq and is a predicted model, not a curated record. The transcript is spliced from 6 exons. Lineage: Eukaryota; Metazoa; Chordata; Mammalia; Carnivora; Mustelidae. The coding region runs from base 59 to 832 and encodes 257 amino acids.
CGCUGCUCUUUUCCAGGCGGGUAAGACGUAACAGGAGGAAUCUAAGAAAGAGUACCAGAUGGCUGUCCUUCCCAGCGCCCGAAGCCCCACCAUGCUUGUCCUCCGAAGCGUCCUGACUAGAGCUCUGGCUGCGCGGACGCUCGCGCCUCAGGUGUGCUCAUCUUUUGCUACGGGUCCAAGACAAUACGAUGGAACAUUCUAUGAAUUUCGUACUUAUUGCCUUAAGCCCUCAAAGAUGAAUGAGUUUCUGGAAAAUAUUAAGAAAAACAUACAUCUUCGGACAGCUCACUCUGAAUUGGUUGGCUUCUGGAGUGUAGAAUUUGGAGGCCAAGUGAAUAAAGUGUUUCAUAUUUGGAAGUAUGAUAAUUUUGCCCAUCGAACUGAAGUUCGGAAAGCUGUGGCCAAGGAUAAGGAAUGGCAACAAUCUCUCACUCCAAAUCUGGGUCUUACAGAUAAACAAGAGAUGGAGAUUACUUACCUGGUACCCUGGUGCAAAUUAGAAAAGCCUGCAAAAGAAGGAGUCUACGAACUGGUUAGUUUUCAGAUGAAGCCCGGUGGGCCAGCUUUAUGGGGCGAUGCAUUUAAAAGGGCAAUUAAUGCCCAUGUGGAUCUAGGCUACUCAAAACUAAUUGGCGUUUUCCACACAGAAUAUGGAGAACUCAACAGAGUUCACGUUCUUUGGUGGAACGAGAGUGCAGACAGUCGUGCAGCUGGGCGACAUCAGUCUCAUGAGGAUCCCAGGGUUGUGGCAGCUGUUCGGGAGAGUGUCAAUUACCUCGUGUCUCAGCAGAAUAUGCUUCUGAUUCCUACAUCAUUUUCACCUUUGAAAUAGUUUUCCAUUGAAAUACGAAGCGUCGCAUUAACUGCUGUAAGAUGUGUCUGCUAUGGUGCUUAAAUUCUCCUAAGAGAUUCUCAGUUGUAUUUGAAGAAGGUGGUAAGUUAAUCUUUUGUGUCUCUGCACUUCUAAAGCCAGCUCUGUGCUUCCUUCCUGUUCCUCUCCACCCCAGGAAAUAGUUCUGUUCAUUUUCCCCUUGGCAUUUCAGUGUCUGCUACACAUUAGAAAUAGUUGCUACUACUUGAUGAUCUUGAUUUUUCACUGGUUUCAGAAUAUCUCUUAUAUUCUGUUUUGACAACCCUUUGCUUUUAUAUUUUAUAUUCAAAUGAUGUUACAUUUUGUACCUGAUAUUUUAAAAUUUAUA